Molecule: messenger RNA, 1251 nt
Organism: Corticium candelabrum
Lineage: Eukaryota; Metazoa; Porifera; Homoscleromorpha; Homosclerophorida; Plakinidae
Product: glutathione S-transferase theta-1-like
Exons: 6
Coding region: 63-1076 (337 amino acids)
Source: RefSeq, a predicted model, not a curated record
AUGACCCGUAUCCGGCAUUUAGUCCGUUGAGGCUCGAGUGACAACGACGUGUAGAAAUCGAAAUGGGAGCGUCGUCGAGUAAGCGUUCGAAGCCGAGUGCACCGCUCGAGCUCUACAUGUCGAAACAUUCUCCGACAUCUCGCGCCGUCUGGUUCUACUUUGUGCAGAACAACUUGCCGUUGGAACUAAAAGUUCUGGAUUUACAGAAAGGCGAGUCGAAGUCUGAAGAAUUCACGAGGCUCAAUCCUCACCAGUGCGUUCCGUUUUUGAAAGACGGAGACACGCUCGUUGGCGAGAGCCAAGCGAUUAUCCGAUAUGUAGCGCAUCGCUACACGAAUUUCGCAGGCCUGGGCGACGGCAACGUCAAGAAUCCCAACUGGGCGCUGAUUGCCAAGAUUGAUGCGACAAUCUGCUGGCUUCACACUGAACUUUACAGAGAUUUGUUUGGAAAAUUCAUUGGACCUGCACUCUUCGGCAUGGGCCCUGAAAGUGCCAGAGACCAAGUGGUUGAAGACGGAGAGAAGCGCGUUAGGAAGCAUCUCGACACCCUAGAGAAAGUCUACUUGGAAAAGACCGACUUUCUGGUCGGCAGCCAUGCAACAGUAGCAGACGUUUUUUGUGCUGAAUUUGUGUCCCUGUUGGAGUUGAAAGCGUUUGACUUCUCUUCAUGGCCAAAGGUACAGGCAUGGUUUCGAAGAAUGAAACUGCUCGAUCAUUGGGCUGAACUCCAUGAGGAACAUCGUGCAAUGGCUAAACAUUUUAGUGGUGUCGAGCCGGAACAACCAGAGCCACCCAAACAAGAACCACCUCCUGCAGCAGCAGCCGCCAGUGAGGCAAAAGAAGAAGAAAAGCCUUCAGAGGAGAAGCCCACAGAAGAGAAACCAUCCGGCGAAGAGCAGCCAGCCACACAGGAAGAAAAGCCCGCUGAAGAAAAGCCUUCAGAAGAGAAAGCUCCAGAAGAAAAGCCUUCAGAAGAGAAAGCUCCAGAAGAAAAGCCUUCAGAGGAGAAACCUUCAGAAGAGAAACCAGCUGAAGAACCUACCGCAGACGAAAAACCAGCAGAGGGCGAGGCUUGAUAGCUCAAAUACAAGUUGACUCACUCAUUGACUCCUUUCCUAUCAGAUUGAGUUAUAUAGGGCCACGGGACAGCAUGGACAUUAGUUUAGUAUUAUAUGCAGUAGAGGCUGGCCAGGCUGAGGGUUUGUUUUUGUUUCUUAUUCUUGCUAGAAUUGCAUUACAGGAUAUACUGAA